Penicillium vulpinum is the source of this 1068-nucleotide messenger RNA. RefSeq lists its product as uncharacterized. The record is from RefSeq and is a predicted model, not a curated record. The transcript has 11 exons. Bases 1 to 1068 code for a protein of 355 amino acids. Lineage: Eukaryota; Fungi; Ascomycota; Eurotiomycetes; Eurotiales; Aspergillaceae. Gene Ontology annotation, molecular function: methyltransferase activity.
AUGAAGGACAAAAUUGCUGUCGAUGCCGAUUUCUAUACUCUGACCCAAGACUGGGAACCCUCAGACUUCCAGUCGGAAACUACAUCUUUAGCAUCUUCAAUUGCGAAGGGAAGGUUGGAAAAUGGUAGACGAUACCAGGCUAUGAAGGAAGAUGACUACUGGAGUCCUUCCGAUGACCAGCAAUUCGAGGCUUUUGAGAUUGGCCACAUGGUGUUUCUCGUAUUGGACUAUGACCGCGAAAACCCUCUCCACCACGCUCCCAUCGGCAAAUCUCCUCAGCAUAUUCUAGACAUUGGGACUGGUAAAGGAACAUGGGCUAUUGAUAUGGCAGAUAUGUAUCCUACUGCAACCGUCCGCGGCGUCGACAUCUUCCCCCCUCCCGUGACAUGGAUGCCGCCCAACUGCGUACUCGAAGUAGACGAUGUCCUCCGCGACUGGACCUGGAGAGAACCAUUCGACUUUAUCCAUAUGCGUCUAAUGCUGGGAGCAUUCACACCGGAUGGAUGGGAUCAAGUAUACAAGCAGUGCUACGACUCUCUUACCUCUGGCGGUUGGAUCGAGCAGAUCGAACUAGACGUGCGAUUAUACAGCGACGACGGUACCAUGAAAGAAGGCGGCCAUCUAGCCACAUGGGGAGAUAAUUUCAUCGGCUGCUCUGAGCGAGCUGGCCGUUCUCUUCUAACGCAGGAGACAAUGCGAGGUGCAAUAGAGAAGGCUGGAUUUGUCGAUGUGCAUGAAAAACUAUACAAAAUUCCUUUAGGGCCGUGGCCAAAAGAUAAGCUCCUCAAGGAAGCUGGACAGCUUCAAUAUGCUCAUUGGACUGCUGCGUUGGAGGGCUGGGCUAUGUGGCUGCUCACUAGGUUUGGUGCGCCGUCGCCUUGGACGCCAGAAGAGGUCCAGGUUUAUUUGUCGAAGGUUCGGGCUGAGUUGAGGAAUCCUCAGACACAUGCUUAUGAAUAUGCUCGCCGGGUAUGGGCAAGGAAGCCUACGGCGGAUGAAGAAAUAACCGGUUUGGCGAUUAAGAGCUCACCUUCUCAGGCGAGCCCUGGACAAUCUGUGAUCUCUUGA